This is a messenger RNA of Choloepus didactylus (southern two-toed sloth), 1556 nucleotides long. RefSeq names its product coiled-coil domain containing 163 (gene CCDC163). Bases 337 to 1257 code for a protein of 306 amino acids. The transcript has 9 exons. Lineage: Eukaryota; Metazoa; Chordata; Mammalia; Pilosa; Megalonychidae. The record is from RefSeq and is a predicted model, not a curated record.
UAAAGCGCAUUUUCCCGGCCUCCCAAAGGGUUUGAACUCGUGGCGGCUCUAGUGGCUGGCGUGGGUUCGGCACCAUGGCUCUGGUGUCCUGGGUCUGUGGAGGUCUGGACCACGAUUCGGCACCAUCAACUCCUACCUGACGUCAGCAUAUCAGGGUAUCCAACUUUCCCCCCAGUUACCCAAGAGCGCCCCAGAGUCGCAGUUCUGGUCUAGUAUUGCAUCCCCACCCCAAGUAUUUCGAUUUUAAAUUCUGAUCUUUUCUGGGCUGUAUCUUGGUAUCCCGACUGGGAGAGCAAGGGCAAAAGACGCCAGGGAACCGGACCCCUGCCGCAGGAUAUGAAUAGAAGCCUGAGCUGGUCUGAGCAGCUUGACGUGCUUCUCAAUGCCACCGAUGAAAACGUGGCCCGGAUUAAGCAGCAGCUGUAUCCCUUUGGAGUCUCCACAGCAAAUAGACCCAGGACUUCCCCUUCCUUAUUUUCCUCAGCAGGGGACCUGGCUGGGAUCUGGACUGUCCCACAUCACUUGCCUCUUCAGUCAGGAGGUGGAGCUCAACAUUCCUGGACUCUAGGUUCUCCCAGUGUCCCAGAGAGGCUGAGCUGGGCUGAGGCCCACAGUCCAUCCUCUCUCUGGGAUGAAGUUAAUAUUCUUCGAUCCCAGCUUCAAUCCCAGGCUCAGGUGACUGAGGCAUUAAGGCAGGCUGUGCGGGGCCUACUGGAAGAUCGAGAGCAGCAGAAGUACCAGAUCUGUGCCCUGGAAGCAUCACUAAGGUUGCUGCAAGGGGGCCCAGAGAGGAGAGCCCUUCUCCUGGAGCAACGCCUGGAUGGGCUGAGAAGGGAACUACAGGGCCUUUGGAGCCAGGUGCAGGAGCAGGCCCAAACCCAAGCCCAAGCCCAGAUGCAAUCAAGACAAAGGAAGUACAGUAUUACCAGUGGCUUUCACCAGCAACUGCAGAAUGAGCGGCAACUGCUGUGGGAGGAGUCAGAGGUUCUGCGAGAGGAACUGAAGUUGCUGAGGGACCAACUGAGCCCAUGGUCUGGCAGAUGUUGGAGGAGCUGCAAAGUGUCCAGGAGGGCAAGAGUCAUCCCCUUCAGGCUUCCAGGACAGAGGCCCAGGAUGCCCAGCGGGAACUCGACUUCCUCAGGACCUCCGUUCAUGUCCUCCAAUCCAAGCUGCCCCAGGCCUCCACCUUUGCCAUGUCUUAUUCAUCCAGCUCUGAAGUCAGUCUUCCGGACAGUAAUAGUAGCUGGGAACUUUUAAGGAAGCUAGAUCUCCAGAGGUGCACUCUAUCCAACCAGGAGCCCAGCAGCCAUCACCUCCAGGCCCAGAGCCUUGAGCAGGAGGACCUCUCCUUUCCGGGCCCCAAGGUGCUUCUGAGUGACCUGUAACAACUGAUAGGAGUAGUGUGAUGAAGCCUUCUUUGCCCAUCCUUCUCUCUAAGACCCUGUUUCUCUACCUCCUGCCCCUCUCCUGUUAAUCUAGCUGGUAUCUGUCCUCCCUACUGAAACUUCUCACUGCUUGUCUGCCCCCUCCAGCUGCAAUAAAAUGGUUUAAUCCUC